CCCGCCCACCAUUUGAAAGCACAAGCCGCCUGCUUUUCUACACCUCCUCCCACCCAACCCACAUUCACAAACUUUCUCUUCUUUGGGAGUUGGACAUUGUCGCAAUCCAUUGCAUCUUUCCUUUCUCUACCAUCUUCCAUAUCAACUUCACCUCAAGCUCUCGCUUCAGCUAGUCAAGAUGGCCGAAACAAACAACGACGCCCAGCAUGACUUGGAGUUCAACUCCACCGAUGCCGGUGCAUCUACCACCUACCCCAUGCAGUGUUCCGCCCUGCGCAAGAACGGUUUCGUCGUCAUCAAGAACCGUCCCUGCAAGAUCGUCGAUAUGUCCACCUCCAAGACUGGCAAGCACGGUCACGCCAAGGUCCACUUGAUCGCCAUCGACAUCUUCACCGGCAAGAAGCUUGAGGAUCUUUCUCCCUCCACCCACAACAUGAUGGUUCCCCACGUCACUCGUCGCGAGUACCAGCUCCUUGACAUCUCUGACGACGGUUUCCUUUCCCUCAUGGAGGAGAACGGUGACACCAAGGACGAUAUCAAGCUCCCCGACGGUGAGGUUGGUCAGAAGAUCACCCGUCUGUUUCAGGAGGAGGAGAAGGACACCAACGUUGUCAUCCUCAGCGCCAUGGAGCAGUCCGCUGCCAUCGAGGCCAAGGAGGCUCCCAAGGGCAACAACUAAGGUGCUUGCCACGACGACGUAUGAUCUACGACGAUGACCUCUCCCAUUUGGCUCAUUUCGGUGGAGGAAACAAAACCUCUGGUCAAUGCGGAUGUCAAUCGUACGAUGCAUUUCCUCUCAGGCGAUGAUUGAGUUGUUGGCAUUUGGGAUUAAUAUCCUUUUGAGGUCGUCGCGUAGAAGGAACUCUAUCUCGACAACCAUGAUGUUUCAGCUGGGUAUAUGACGUGAUGAUGCCCACGAUUCCUCUGUUUUCAUUGACACCCUGGUCUUGCCCACCAUAUUCCCUGUCGUAAGCGAUGAGCACAUCAGAGGAUGAAGAAAAAGGGGCACGUUCAAGAUGGUACACUUGUCCUAUAGAAUCCACAAGUUUACCUACCAAAAAAA
Messenger RNA from Truncatella angustata, 1063 nucleotides. RefSeq names its product eukaryotic translation initiation factor 5A. Gene Ontology annotation, biological process: positive regulation of translational elongation; positive regulation of translational termination. The transcript is spliced from 4 exons. Lineage: Eukaryota; Fungi; Ascomycota; Sordariomycetes; Amphisphaeriales; Sporocadaceae. Gene Ontology annotation, molecular function: ribosome binding; translation elongation factor activity; RNA binding. The record is from RefSeq and is a predicted model, not a curated record. The coding region runs from base 179 to 679 and encodes 166 amino acids.